AUACGUCUAGGUAGCACUGCCAACAACACACAAUAAAUUACCUACCAUACAGUUUUAUUGACAGCGUUCUUCAUUCGACUAAUUCCGUCCGCGAACACUGUUUUUCAUUGUUUUCAUAUAAAAUGUAUUUGCAUAAGCGUCUCGACGAGACCCAACUGGAAUUUGUGACCAAACAAGAUUACUAUCGGACUGACGAACAACUCGACGAGGAUGUCACGAUGCUCAUAGAAUGGAUGUCUAAACAGCCGCACUUGCCCGAAAUAUCAGGUAAGUUGGAGAGGAGGGGACGAGAAUCCGGGAAGUACGGUUAUCCAUUGCUAACGAAAAACGAUUCUCAACGAUAUUCGGCUAUACAUGUUUUGAAAAACCGUUAUAUUUACGAUUUAAAAUCAAAGUUUGAAAAUAAAAAUCAUAAAAAAAAAAAAAAUAUUACAUUAAUCUAAAUUUUUUUGAUAACUUAUUUUCAAGUAUUACAUUUCUGUUGGGUCUAAAAAUUUUAAAAACACUCGCAAAAUUAAAAUGUCUAUAAAAAUCUCAAAAAUAAAUCAAAUACCUAACUUUAAAAUGUUGCCACGACUAGAAAAGCCAAAUAUAAGGUUUUUGUCUAAAUGUUAAGUCUCUGCGAAUAUGUUUAACUGAUUUACAUUGUACAAGCAAAAUUAAAGAUAAUAAAACAAUUAUUUUCGUAAAUUAUUCCGUUCUUUCUAUGCACUUUUUGUUUUUCUCAAUUGUUAAAAAAACUACAAAUAAAAUCAAAAAAUACUCUCUUGAUUAUCAACUAUAUUAAACGCACAACAAAGAUUAACUUAUUUUGAUUUUCUAUUUGAGCAAUUUUUCUAGUAGAAAACAUAAGCCGUACAUUUUUAAAAUAAAGAAAUUCUAGCGCCAUAUAAUUAUCGGUUUUCAUUUUACGAUUUUUUCCGAUUUUUCCUGAUUAUUAAUAAAACUACAAAGAAAAUUGAAAUACGAAUAACUUUCUCGUGAACUGGAUUAAAAAUUCAAACAAAAAAAUGCAAUUACCGUUUAUCUGUCUGAGCAAUAUUUAUGAUAGAAAACACAAGUCGUAAACAUUUAUAAAAAUGAAAUCGUACCGUAAUUUGAGAAAAAAAAAUCGUAUAUUUUGUUUUGUUUUUUUUUUUUUUUUUUUUUGGUUUAUCUCAAUUAUUGCGAAAUCCACAUUGGUUAUUGAAAAGCUCUGCGGUGGCGAAAUAUUAAAAGUGAUGAAAUCGACGGCUCCCAUAGAUCGGAGCAAUAUUUGUGGUACUAAACAUUAUGUUAACAUGAAAACGGUAACACCGCGGCACGCCGUAAAUGCAUACAGUUUUUUCUACGAUUUUCUUUCGGGUUUUUCCCAAUCAGCGGUGUAUUUGGGGUUAUACGCCGGGCGUACGCUCAAUACGCUGUUUUUGUCCACGGCGUAUGGCUUAUGAUGAAUCGACGACACGCGGGUAUACGGUCGCAUCCAUCGUGUAUACCGUAUGAAAAUUAUAAAUACCUAUUAUACAUUUACAUGGAUUAUUGUAAAAUACAUUUUGAUGAGCGCGAAUUUGAAUACAGGGGGUGACACGUAACACGAAGAUUUACUUCUUUUGUUUUUUUUUUUUUUUCUACGAAAAAUUAUUGUUAUUUAAAAAUUAAGGUUUCGUUAUCAGUCUUGUUAUCAAGCAUUCAUUAUCAAAUUAUCCAUAAAGUAAAUAUGUUGUGGGAGGGGAUUUCGGUCGACCAAAUCUCACUGUCAUCUAUCAUAAUAUUUAAUACAUAUUUGAAUUCUUACUGUGAUAACUCAUUGAGUGAUGAAUAACGAUAAUAUUAUACAUAAUAUUUUACUAAUAUAUUUCGUACAUUUUCCCGUUUUUUUUUUUUCUUUGGGUUUUUUUUUUUUUUUUUGGUACUUUACAUUUCAUGGGAAAACCCCUGAGGAAAUUUAAAAAUAACCUCAUUAAAGUACCUCCCCACACCGAUUUCCUUUCAGAAAAGUUGCUACACGUCAAAUAAGAGCUUGUCCUCUAGUAGAAAAGUUGUCCACAAAAAAAAAUAAAUAAAAUAAACAUCUUCGUAAAACCGUAAGCUUCUUCGCUCCACUCAGAAUCUAAAAUCACAAAUAUAAUAUUUUAAAAAUCGAUAAAAUGUUUUGAAAAUUUUACCACUUUUAGAAAAUAUAAGUUAUCUGUCAAAUUCUUAAGAAUUUAGGGACAUUUUUAAUUGAAUGUAAAAUUUAAUAUUGAUUAACGUUAGUAUUUACGCCACCGUGUAUAAGUAUAUGUAAUAUCUAUUGCGUUUAUAAUAUACCGAAAUAUUUAUCGUCAAAAACUUUUUAAGCUCCGUUAACGUUAUCAUAAAUUGAAUUGUAUUUUUUUUCAGUGUUAUGAAUUUUCAAAAACUAGUUUUGCGCCAUAUUUUAAAUAUAAAACAUUUAUUUUGAAUUGAAUGUUUUAGAUUUUGUUGUGGAUAUAAUUAACAAAUUUUAAUGUUAUUGUCUAAUGUUUAAGACGUAUUUUUUUUGCAUAUUUAUUAAAUUUGUUUCCAUAAUUUACUUUAAAUUUUUGUUGAUAUUAUUUUAUUUUUUUUUUAUAUAUAUACAUAUUACGAGUUGUUUAAAUAUUUUGUUUGAUUUAACUUAUAGUACUUCCAGGUUCUAUAUAUUUAUAAUUGUUCACAGAUAGAAAAUGGUUAUCACAUUUUAUCGUCGGAUGUAAGUAUAACUUGCGCAGAGCCAAACAGACUAUGGAUGCAUAUUUCGUAUCCCGAGCGGAAUAUCCUGAAUUAAUUUGUACGUUCGACUACGAAUAUUUAAAAGAAAAAAUGAAAACAGGGCAAGUUUUUAUUAUUUUUGACUUAUAAUAAAAAUGCGUUGUAAAGUAUUAGUGUAAUUUAUACUUUGAAAUAAUAUUAAAAUAAUUAAUGUAUUAACGAGAACAAAUAUAAUUUUGUUCCUAUGUACGGUUUUCAAGGUUUUUACUUUAAGGUCGCGUUUUAAUUUUUGUCUGUGAUUUUACCUGAUGAAGAAUUUUUAAUUAAUUCGAAACCGGUGGUACAAUGAAAAUAUCAUAAUACUCUAAGCGAUACAUCCAUUUGUUUAUUUGUUCAUUUAUUUAUUUAUUUAUAUAUUUUGUAUUGAUAUUUUUUAUUUUAAAAAUUAUAUCAUAAAAACUUUUUUUUUUUUACUUUUAUUAAAUUAAAAUAUAUUUCGCAUUUAUUAUUCUUACAGAAUAUCUGUUGUGCUUCCAAAGUUGACACCGCAGGCUAACCGGGUGGUAAUAGUCAAUAUAAAGCCAAUAGAAAAUCAUGUAAAAUUGGACUUUUCACUCUUAAUCAAACUGUCCAUUAGCUAUUUAGAUUUGUAUGUAAUGGAAGAGCCUUUGCGAGGGGCAGUUUUAGUGCUUGACAUAAAACACCUGCCCUUGGGUCAAUUCAUGAACAUAGAGCCUACUCAGAUCAAAACUUUCAUAAAAAUGACUUUAGUGAGUAUAUUGUGGACUUUUGUUUUAUUAAUACCGUGAUCUCGUUUUACGGUGAGUAUAGUGAGCAACAAUUUGUACUAUAAACAAUUGCAUCUAACAAUGUCUGUAAUUUAUAAUAUCGAUGUUAUUAAUUUUAAAGACGAUACAGUGAUAAAAUCGUAUCACUGAUUUAAAUUAAAAACACGAUUUCCAGUGUAGAACUAAUAAACUACAGUACACUUAAGAGGUUAUCUGGCGAUAUAAAAAAAAUAUAGAGACAGUAAUUUAAAAUCUGUUAUAUUAGGAUUAAAUACUGGAAGAGAGAACUUAUAGUUAUGAUGUUGUUUUCGAAAGUAUUUCGUAGCACGGAGUUCAUCGUAGUUUGAAAAAUACUAUGAAAAAAACAUGAUAAUCCAUAUUUUGUUAGAAUUAUGUACAUUAUUUUUUUAAAAUAACAUUCGUUCGACGGUAAAUUAAUCAAUAAAUUAAUAUGCAAAAAUUUUAUUAAAAUUACCUAUUUCGGUAUUUAAUAAAUUUUCAGGAUAAAUCUGAUAUGAAAUAUUGUAUUUUAUUUUACAGAACUCGUUCCCGAUAAGCUUGAAGGGCAUCCACUUUAUAAACCCGCCAUCAUUCAUUGGCCAAGUUAUCACUUUCUUGAAAAUGUUUUUACCGAACAAAAUCAAAAAUAGGGUAAGUUGAAAUAUUGUGUUUACACAUCACCAUCACAAAUUGUCCACAAGGAUUUUUAUAAAUAUUAUUAAAAAAUAUGGCAUGUGACGCCAUAUAAUUUUUACGAAUCAUAAUCACCUAGACAUUCAUACGUUCUAUAGGGAAUGUUACUUUGCAGAGUGUAAACACUACAAGGGUCUAGCUAGACACAGCACCUCCAAGCAGUUUGCUCAUCACAAAUUCCCGAUGUCAUAGACUAUAAUACCGAGGAAAAUCAUACCUCUUAAAAUUAUCCACUUGAAGAACGACUUCUUUAGGAUAAUCAUUAUUCCUAAUUCAUUAAUGGUAUGAUUAUUCUAGGAAAGUUACCCCCGUUACAUCAUCUUAGAAGUGAAAUAUAUACUACGAUUUACGGAGUAUGAUAAUCCUAAGAUUAUCGUACUGUGAAAUGUAUGCUAACCUUGGGAUAAGAUUUUCUUGUUAUACGGUCAUAAAGUUUACUUGUUAACAUGUUUGUACGGCUGCUAUCUAUGUAUAAAAAAAAAUGUACAGUACUUUUAAUAAUUGCUAACAUUCAAAAACGUUAUUUAGUUUUACUGCGUCCGGUAUAAACUUAUAUUAAGUACAUUAUUGAUAUUGAUGCAUUUUGCAAGUUGACAAUAUUUGUCCCGCGUAGUAAGAUAAAAUGUACACUAUUAUUGUCAGUAAAUGUUACAUUAGAUAUGAUUUACAUGAAACUUGUUGGCCGAUGACCACUUUAUCAUAUACGAUACGCGCCGUUUUAUAAUCGUUUAGAUUCCGAGCAUAGUGAGGGAGCUAUUGGUUUUACAAUGCUGUUUAUUACUUUGUUUGUUCUAGCCUGUGGGUCUGUUUUUUCCUAGUAAACUUGCUUCGAUUUUUACGUUUAGCAAUUUUUCUGAAAGCUCAAGUUGUCUAAAUGGUACUUUAGACAGGUCAUUUUCGGUUGAUUUUCGACGCCAUUUUUUAAAUAAAAUCACUUAAGUGGGAAAAAACGUACAACGAUUUCAUUAUUUUAUAAAAACACGGUCAAUGUUUUCUACCAGAAAAACAUGGUUUAAUCGAAAAAUCACAAGACACCUUUGUUGUCUUUAUAAUUUACUUUCUUACGGUAUCAAAACCAAUGAGGCACUUUUGAUCUUUUAAGGAAUUUUAAUUUUUGGGAGUUUUUUUGUUGUAAUUCGGUUAUAAAUUCACGUAAAGACUUGACACUUAGUUAUAAUAUUUAUAUUGGACUCACCUAGAUGUGGUAAAAUUUCCAAAAUCAUUCGACAAAUUUUAUCUCUUUUUUUAAUAAUCGUUUUAAAAUCAAAUCUAAACGAAAAUAGCAAAAAAAAUUACGACACUUCAAGUUAUGUAUUACCCUAACUGCGCUCGGAAUCGUCUUACGUCAAGCAAUGGUUUAUCGUUGCUUACAGAUAUAAAUGAAAUAACCUUAUGCAUCUUACCUUCCCAACUUCUCACCCAUAACAGUGGCCGCUCCCAUCCCCAGUAUCAGCUUUUUUAACAUAUGCAUCUUUAAUAAAGACGCUGAUGUACUUAUCUAUAAGUAUUAUAAUCCACACCUCAAAUAACGGUAUUGCCUUACAAAUAAUAUCAUUAAUAUUGCGUUCUUUUAAAUUUUGUUUAUAGAUAUUCGUCCACGACACGCUGGAAAGUCUUCAACAAUUCGUUCCGAAAAAUGUUCUUCCUGACCAAUACGGUGGUACUGAUGGCGAUUUAGAUGAAAUAACACGUGAGUACCCACAAGUAUAAUAUUUGGAUAUUAUCAAACGUGGAGUUAACUAAGACAUUAUAAUGAACGUUAUUAAUAUUAUUGUCAUUGUUUGUUUUAAUAAUUUAGAAAAUUGGUUUGAAUAUUUUAAGUCCAAAGACGAAUUUCUUAGAAACAGACCGAUGGCCGAUUUGUCCAAACGGGUCAGCCAAACAAAAGUUAAUGAUUUCGGCGCGGAAGGUACAUUUAAAAAAUUAGAGAUCGAUUGAAACUAUUGUGUAGGUAUGUUGAAAUAUAAUAUAAGUUUAAAAAAGCGCAAUAAUUUAAAUUGUGAUACUUUGUAUCUAUUUUCUUUGAAUUGUAAAGCCCAACGUAUGUUGUCAUGAAUUGGAAUAGGUUAGUAAGACGAUACGCUACAUGAUAUAAUUAUAAUAAUAUUUCAAAGUAAUAUUCAAACGAGUUACUACCGUUACCACUAGAGUAAGAUUAUUGAAUGUCUUACUAUUUUGUAUUUUUGUAUUUGAGAUGUAUGUUAAGUCUUGGUAUAAUGUAACUUAAAUAAAAUAAUGUCCUUUUACAGGUAAAUUGUUUUUAAUUAUUAUUCCGUUUGUUAAUACAGUAGGCAUUUUAAUAUUUUAUUAUUCGGGUAAGUAGGAUAGAAUGUUUGUUCGGGUACGAGUGAUUUCAUCAGUCACCAUCAAAAUGAAUAAAAAUUCUGUUUAUGAUCAACACGGUUAUCACAAAAAGGUGAAUCAUAUAGCUCCCUAAGACCAGCUCUAAUAAUGAAACAAGGUUGCGAAGUAUUAAUUUAAUUUUUUCAUUCUUCACAAAUGUUAAAAUAUUUCAUCAUAUAAUAUCAUUAUAGCAUCUUCAAG
Messenger RNA from Cinara cedri, 6716 nucleotides. The record is from the annotation of a GenBank genome assembly. Lineage: Eukaryota; Metazoa; Arthropoda; Insecta; Hemiptera; Aphididae.